GUGCGUCAUUUACUUGAGCUGGGGUGGAAGUGAGACACAUUCAGUUGAGCAGUAGUCUUCUUCUCGUUGGUUUCCAUUGAUACUAAUAUCAGAUAAAGAAUACUAACAAGACAUCAUAGAAAGAGAAUACCAGACAAGUAAUGGCUGCAGUUUCCUUGUCCAGAUCUCAGAGAGUGUUCAGGAACUUGUCUCUGAUCCUAUUGAGUGGAUCAGUCUCUCUGCUCCUGUGGAUGGCUCUCAGACGUCCGCUGGCCUCAGACAGGGGUCCUCUCCCCGCUGCAGACCUCCUCCCCUCGGACUACGCUGCCGACCUGCAGGCCUGCUCAGCCAUAAUCCGAGGAGACAUGGAGGGUCUGGAGAGGGAGCAGCUCAGCCUCCUGCUGAAGACCAAGAAGAAGCAGCAGCUGCUUUCAGAGGAGUUCUACCACAACGUAACUCAGGACUGUCAGAGGUACGUUGCAGACAGAGGGUUCAUCACCGUUCCUCUGAGCCAGGAGGAAAAGGAGUUCCCCGUCGCCUACUCCAUGGUCAUCCACGAGAAGAUUGAGAUGUUUGAGAGGCUCCUGCGUGCUUUGUACACUCCUCAGAACGUCUACUGCGUCCACAUCGACCAGAAAUCAUCCGAGGACUUCAGGAGUGCAGUGAGAGCUAUCGUGUCCUGCCUACCCAAUGUGUUUGUGGCCAGUAAGAUAGAGAGCGUGAUCUACGCCUCCUGGUCCAGAGUGCAGGCUGACCUGAACUGUAUGGAGGACCUGCUAAAGUCACCUGUCCAGUGGAGGUACCUUCUCAACACCUGUGGAACCGACUUCCCCAUUAAGACCAACGCUGAGAUGGUUCAGGCCCUCAAGCUGCUGAACGGAAAGAACAGCAUGGAGUCAGAGGUCACCAACAGCUACAAGAAGGGCAGAUGGCAGUUCCACCACAACGUCACGGAUACAGUAGUCAGGACAGAGGUUAAGAAGACCCCUCCACCAAUCAACACCCCCCUGUUCUCUGGCAACGCCUACUUCGUGGUAUCCAGGGCCUUCGUCCGUCACGUGAUGAAGAGUCAGGAGGUCCGGGUUCUGCUGGAGUGGGAGAAGGACACCUAUAGUCCUGAUGAACACCUGUGGGCCACUCUGCAGCGCAUGCCCGCUGUCCCAGGCUCCAACCCCCCCAACAGUAAGUACCAGCAGUCUGAUAUGAACUCCAUAGCCAGGGUAGUGAGGUGGAGCUACCUGGCUGGGGAUGUGAGGAGCGGAGCCCCCUACCCCCACUGCUCCGGGACCUACAGGAGAGCUGUGUGUGUCUAUGGAGCUGGAGACCUGCAGUGGCUCCUAAACCAACACCACCUUAUCGCUAACAAGUUUGACCCCGAGGUGGAUGAUGUGGCGAUCAGGUGUCUGGAGUCAUACCUGCGCUUCAAAGCAACACACCGUGUAUCAGUAAGGACAGUGGAAUCUGGGAAUAUCUUACAAAAACUAUGAAAGGUUGUAAAUACAAUCGUGUAGCUGUUUUUACCCCUUUAACUCUAUUCUCAAACGGCUAGAGCGUGUUUUAUUUCUGAUUAUACUGUAUAUUUCUGAUAUUAAUGUAAGAGGGUUGUAAAUAAAAUGAUGUAGUUUUUCUUAGAUGCUGGGGUUGCACUGUAUCGUUGUGAUUGCUAUGAAUAUUCCAGACAUACACCCUCCUGUAGUCUUUAAUUAGUACGGCAUCAAUCAGCCCAAUGACUAGUUUCACUGAACACAUCAAUUCUGUAACAGUUAUACCAUCGUUAUUACUGUUCUACAUGUAGUCAACAAUGCCAGGCUAUAAAGUUUUAUAACAUUAUAUAUACAUACUUGGUGUAUGAGGGAACGACAAAACCUAUGUGUAUAUAUAUGACUAGUGUGCCUGGAGUCUUUCAUAAUUUUUUAGGGCCUUCCUCUGCACCACUAGACUGCUAAACAGCUUCUACCCCCAAGCCAUUCGACUGCUGAACAGCUUCUACCCCGAAGCCAUUCGACUGCUGAACAGCUUCUACCCCCCAAGCCAUACAAUGCUGAACAGCUUCUACCCCCCAAGCCAUACAAUGCUGAACAGCUUCUACCCCCCAAGCCAUACAAUGCUGAACAGCUUCUACCCCCCAAGCCAUACAAUGCUGAACAGCUUCUACCCCCCAAGCCAUACAAUGCUGAACAGCUUCUACCCCUAAGCCAUACAAUGCUGAACAGCUUCUACCCCACAAGCCAUACAAUGCUGAACAGCUUCUACCCCCCAAGCCAUACAAUGCUGAACAGCUUCUACCCCCCAAGCCAUACGACUGCUGAACAUCUAAUCAAAUGGCUACCCCCCCCCCCCCCCAUCCCAUUUACACUGCUGCUACUCUGUUAUCUAUGCAUAGUCACUUUAAUAACUCUACCUACAUAUUACAUAAAUGACCUUGACUAACCGGUGCCCCGUCUACAGCCUCGCUAUUGUUAUUUUACUGCUGCUCUUUCAUUAUUUGUUACUUUUAUUUAUAUUUUUCUUAAAACGGCAUUAUUGGUUAGCGCCUGUAAGUCAGCAUUUCACUGUGAGGUCUACUACACCUGUUGUAUUCAGCAUUUCACUGUAAGGUCUAACUACACCUGUUGUAUUCAGCAUUUCACUGUGAGGUCUACUACACCUGUUGUAUUCAGCAUUUCACUGUAAGGUCUAACUACACCUGUUGUAUUCAGCAUUUCACUGUAAGAUCUACUACACCUGUUGUAUUCAGCAUUUCACUAAGGUCUACUACACCUGUUGUAUUCAGCAUUUCACUAUAAGGUCUACUACACCUGUUGUAUUCAGCAUUUCACUGUAAGGUCUAACUACACCUGUUGUAUUCAGCAUUUCACUGUAAGAUCUACUACACCUGUUGUAUUCAGCAUUUCACUGUAAGGUCUACUACACCUGUUGUAUUCAGCAUUUCACUGUAAGGUCUACUACACCUGUUGUAUUCAGCAUUUCACUGUAAGGUCUACUACACCUGUUGUAUUCAGCAUUUCACUGUGAGGUCUACCUACACCUGUUGUAUUCAGCAUUUCACUGUAAGGUCUACUACACCUGUUGUAUUCAGCAUUUCACUGUGAGGUCUACUACACCUGUUGUAUUCAGCAUUUCACUGUAAGGUCUACUACACCUGUUGUAUUCAGCAUUUCACUGUGAGGUCUACCUACACCUGUUGUAUUCAGCAUUUCACUGUGAGGUCUACUACACCUGUUGUAUUCAGCAUUUCACUGUAAGGUCUACUACACCUGUUGUAUUCAGCAUUUCACUGUGAGGUCUACUACACCUGUUGUAUUCAGCAUUUCACUGUAAGGUCUACUACACCUGUUGUAUUCAGCAUUUCACUGUGAGGUCUACCUACACCUGUUGUAUUCAGCAUUUCACUGUGAGGUCUACUACACCUGUUGUAUUCAGCAUUUCACUGUGAGGUCUACUACACCUGUUGUAUUCAGCAUUUCACUGUGAGGUCUACUACACCUGUUGUAUUCAGCAUUUCACUGUGAGGUCUACUACACCUGUUGUAUUCAGCAUUUCACUGUAAGGUCUACUACACCUGUUGUAUUCAGCAUUUCACUGUGAGGUCUACCUACACCUGUUGUAUUCAGCAUUUCACUGAGGUCUACUACACCUGUUGUAUUCAGCAUUUCACUGUAAGGUCUACUACACCUGUUAUAUUCAGCAUUUCACUGUGAGGUCUACUACACCUGUUGUAUUCAGCAUUUCACUGUAAGGUCUACUACACCUGUUGUAUUCAGCAUUUCACUGUGAGGUCUACUACACCUGUUGUAUUCAGCAUUUCACUGUGAGGUCUACUACACCUGUUGUAUUCAGCAUUUCACUGUAAGGUCUACUACACCUGUUAUAUUCAGCAUUUCACUGUAAGGUCUACUACACCUGUUAUAUUCAGCAUUUCACU
Molecule: messenger RNA, 3904 nt
Organism: Oncorhynchus keta (chum salmon)
Lineage: Eukaryota; Metazoa; Chordata; Actinopteri; Salmoniformes; Salmonidae
Gene: gcnt3
Product: glucosaminyl (N-acetyl) transferase 3, mucin type
Exons: 1
Coding region: 141-1466 (441 amino acids)
Cellular component (GO): membrane
Molecular function (GO): acetylglucosaminyltransferase activity
Source: RefSeq, a predicted model, not a curated record